This is a messenger RNA of Lates calcarifer (barramundi perch), 3137 nucleotides long. It is a transcript of the gene nkd1, whose product is annotated as NKD inhibitor of WNT signaling pathway 1. Gene Ontology annotation, molecular function: calcium ion binding. Gene Ontology annotation, biological process: negative regulation of Wnt signaling pathway. Gene Ontology annotation, cellular component: cytoplasm. The record is from RefSeq and is a predicted model, not a curated record. NCBI's taxonomy places the organism in Eukaryota, Metazoa, Chordata, Actinopteri, Centropomidae.
CUUGUUAGUGGCGGCGCUCUGGAUCAAAGGCUCGCUUGGCUCUCCAGUCGCACGGUCCUGUACUGAGCGCAGUCUGCUCUCGGUCUCCACGGACGCUCUUCUGUCUGGAUAUCGUAGCCUGUUUCUUUUUUUCCACUGGAUUAUAUUCAUCUGAUGGUUUUCAACUCCAACUCGAUGCAUAGAAAUGGGUAAACUGCACUCGAAACAUGCCGCUAUUUGUAAACCGAGGGAGAGUCCAGAAGGCGACAGUUUUGUAGUCAAUGCCUGUUUGGCGAGGAAGGGAAUCGACGACUGGCUCGUGAAGCAGAAAUACUACUGCACGAGCUCUCGCCUCGAGCAGCAGGACUGUCACCACAAGAAUAACUGCGGUUUGACUACACGGGACUCUAUGGAUGAAGCGUGUGCUGAGGGAAUUGGUGAUGAACACUACCGCUUAGAAGUGGCUUUACCCCCAGAGAAGACAGACAGCUGCUGUGUGGAGGAGAAGAUGCAGGAGAGGGACAGCCAAUCUCCCGCAGGGCCGCAGAAACAGCUCCAGUUUGAAGAGUUGGAGUGUGCUGUGUCUGUGGAGGAGGAUAACAGGCAGGAGUGGACCUUCACCCUCUACGACUUUGACAACAAUGGCAAAGUAACCAGAGAGGAUAUCACCAGCCUGCUCCACACCAUCUAUGAGGUUGUUGACGCCUCUGUCAACCAUUCUCCUGGCAGCAGCAAGACAUUGCGGGUUAAGCUCUCGGUGGCUCCCGACUCCAGCCAGCGGUGGAGGAGUUGUACACAGGGUGCAGCAGACUUGUCCCACCCCAGAGAGAAAAAUGACAAGUGUAUAGAAGACCCCAAGAGCGCAGACAAGAAGACUCGAGCUCUGCUAAGGCGCCACCACAGUGACCACCACACCCAGCCGGGCUGCCAGCGCCACUGUGUGGAUGAGAACCUGGAACGCAGGAACCACUACUUGGACCUGGCAGGCAUCGAAAACUACACAUCACGCUUCGGAGCCGCUCCUGUCACAGAGCCGACGAAGGCAGAGCCUCAGACCCGCUCAUCCAACCAGACUCGUUCCCGCUCCCACGAACCAGAAAAUGGCCACUCCCAUUCCCAUCACCGCCGCUUGCAGACUGUUGUGGACACUGCUGCUCCGGACAGCCUCCAUCCUCCCCGGCCGCGAGGCCAAGACUCAGGGAAACAUGCCCUCCGUUCUCCCAAGACCCACAGCCGCACACCUCCCGCACAGAUCAGCAGCAGGGUGAUGAGAAGCCGAGGUGUGCCUCCCCCUCCGGCCCUUCCCAGCCAGACCCCCCCUCACCAGUCCACAGCCCCCUACCGCAAGCACAAGCAGCGGUCUAAGGAGAGCCAGGGCUACCGCGCCUUAGGACCUCUGGCAGCUUCGGGGCCAGUGGUGGAGAAGGAGCAGGUGAGGGACCUGCCCAGCGUGCUGCUUUAUGAGGGGGGGCUGGCACAAGUGGUGCAGCGGCAUGAGCAUCACCACCACCACGAACACCAUCACCACUAUCACCACUUUUAUCAGUCCUGAAUCUCCACCCUGCCCUGGGACAGCUCGGCACUCCCGCAGCCCCACAUUAACCCAGCCCGGCCUGCAGACACUGACUGCAGUGAACUCCCUCCUCAAACACUGUGCAGUUAGCCCUCCCGUGGCUUUGUAGCCGAGACAGGACAUGGGGAGGAGAGAGGAGGAGGAUCAUGGGAGGGGCAGUCCAUUGCUGAGAUGUUAAUAACCAGUGUUAUGAAGAGGUUGGUCAGACAUACAAAAGCUUGGGUAUGCAGCAGGACUGAGGAUCAUGGCUGGGGCUCAAGAGGAGUAACAGAGGGACAGAAUUAAUAAGCAGCUUCUCUUUCCCCCUGACCAUGCAUCCCACUACCUGAUGAACUCUACGGCUCCAAACCAGCACCACAACCCUUCCAGACCACUAAGCCAAAAGGUUUCUAAGGAACAGGAGGGAUGAGGGAGAGAAAAACUGUGGUGUAAAGAUGAAAAUAUAUGAAGGAAUAUAGGUGAUAGGAGAGCAGGGCAUAGCGUGUAUAUGUGUGUUUUUGUGUGGGUGCGUGUGUGUGAAACAUUGUGUGAAUGUGUGGGCGUAGCAAGAGUGUGUGUGAGUGUAUGUGUGUGAGUGUCACGACACUGGUGUCUGUUGAAAACCACUUGAAGUGCGCUCAUGGGUGCGUGAGUAUUUAAAGCUGGCUGUCAGGCAGGUUUUUGAAGAUGAAAAUGAAGAUUCUGAUCUAAGCACGCAAUAGCCCCGUCAGCAAGUUUAAUGGGAAGGAAAAUGUUGAAACGUUAUAAAGUAAAAAAAAAAAAAAAAGAAAGAAAGAAAGUUAAAAAAAAAAAGAAAGAACAGAUCCCAAAUCCGCUGCUACCUCUAAUUUUAUCCUAAUUGUUGUUGUGAUGGUGACUAAGCAUUCAGAGGUUAUUUUCAAAUUACUUUGAAACUUCUUUUGAGAGAAGAGAAAUCGUGUCACAAUCUGCAGUACUGAAGUGUCGAAAAGCUCCUUACUUUUAUUAACUAACAUUUACUGUACAUAAGGUAUAUAUUGUUAUCAAUUUUAUAAGCUUUAUUGAUAAUGUGAUAUCUUUGUAUUCACUAUCUGAAGCUUUUAUGUUUGUUUUCCUACACAAUCGCAUUUUAUAAGACCACUAGAAGCCCCAUUUUGACUUGGAUAUGUAACUGGUACUAUUCACUACUCAGUCUCACACACUCCUUCAUUCUCUGUGCUUCAACUUUCUUACCAUGUGAUUAGACACAUUACUGUGACCUAGUAAUUGAGGCUGAAUCCCAACUCUCAACAGUGCUGUCCAGUAGCGUCCAGUAGUGUUUACUGAGAAUAAAAAAAGGUUAUUUUAAGGUACAUGGCUGUACUUUUGAAUAUAUAUCAAGGCACAUUACUUGAGUGAAGUUCAUGUUAAGCUUAGCUGUAAUUUAAAGGCCUUUGUGCCAUUCAUGUAGACAAAAGAUAUUGUCAGCCUUUCCCCUCUAAAAUACAUACACUAUAAAGCUUUUUUUUUAAGUUCUUGGACCUCAGCAAUGUUUAUACCAAAAGGUCUCUUCGCCCAAAAUGUCAGCAGUUGAAUCACAUGUCCUGAAUCCCAUGAUACACUUAAAAACAAAACUAGAGAUCUGUGA